Hymenoscyphus albidus is the source of this 1242-nucleotide messenger RNA. Lineage: Eukaryota; Fungi; Ascomycota; Leotiomycetes; Helotiales; Helotiaceae. The record is from the annotation of a GenBank genome assembly.
UUUCGUCAUGGAAAGGCUCAGCUACGCAAAACCCAGCUAAAGCGUGAGUUCUAGAGUAUCCUCAUCAUAAAAGAAUCAUGACAUCAAAAUGAGGAGUCGUGCAUAUAUCUGUCCGCGUUUCCCUCUUCUGCCCGUAUAUCUUGACAACAAAACUUAUAUACUCACCAAUACGUUCCAUCUUCUCUGAAAGGAAAUUAUAUACAUCAUCGAAAAUGUCUUCCACCACAACCAAGAGACCACAUGGUUCUUCAUCUCGGAACCCGAAUAAUCCUCCCAGCUACAAGGAGUCGGUGGAAAAGGACUUGCCAGCCGUUCGCGCACGAGGUAUGUAUUCCAUCCCGACUUUCAUAGGAAAUAUAACUUGGAUACCAACUAUGGAUCUAGCAUACGAUAUGUAUGUAACCGCGUAUCCAAAAACGAAAUUCGGAAACCUCGAGGAACUCGAAGUCCACAACCAAGAAAUAGCAUUAGAACACAUCGAAAAAGCGUACUACAAGCACAGAAAACAACUCAAGAAAGCCACAAAAGAAGUGCAAGUUCGCGGUUCGUCCUCCUCUCUCUCCCCCUUCAAACCCCCAAACAAAAGAAUCAUCAAUAAAUCAAGAAUAAAAGACUAAUGAAAUACCCACAGCAUUCUCCCUCUACCAAAUGCGCCACCCCUACAAAGACCACACCUCCAUCCUACAAGUCCAAUCCGAGAACUACAAGCUCGCAGACCACUACAUAAACAAAGCCUACUACCUCCUCCAAAAGGAGCUCAAAGCCGAAGAAGACCGCCGCAACGCCGCCAUCGAGGAGCUCAAAGCGGCCCUCUACGCCGCGGAAGAACGACAAGCCAAGAAGCGCGAGGAGCAACUCCUCCUCUCCGCGCAGCAAACCGUGCAAUCCGCACACGUCACCUCGGAGCAGGAAGAGCGCGAUGCCAAGCUGCGCGAGCGCGAGAACCUGUGGAUUGGGAUUGGGCAGCAGCGCAGGUUGUAUCGACAUUGUUGUUUCAACGAUCGCGAGAAUGGGGGGGCGGUGGAGGAGGAUACCAAGGAGAUGGGGAGGAGGCUGAAGGGGAAGGAGAAGAGGUGGAGGGAGAUGAAGAGGGGGCAGGUGGAUCUGGUGGAGAAGUAUUUGGAUUGGAGGACUCAGGCGUUGGAGGAGAAGACGGGGUGUUUGGCGAGAACGUGGUUUCGGAUGAGGUAUCCUCUGUGGAAGUAUAAGGGGCAGCAGGCGCCGCCCAGAAAGGAUUUAUAG